Molecule: messenger RNA, 1617 nt
Organism: Panicum virgatum (switchgrass)
Lineage: Eukaryota; Viridiplantae; Streptophyta; Magnoliopsida; Poales; Poaceae
Product: G-type lectin S-receptor-like serine/threonine-protein kinase SD2-5
Exons: 2
Coding region: 37-1575 (512 amino acids)
Biological process (GO): protein phosphorylation
Molecular function (GO): ATP binding; protein kinase activity
Source: RefSeq, a predicted model, not a curated record
UUUGACAUCUCCCUUGUCAAUGGCUUCAACGUGCCCAUGGACUUCAUGCCGACGUCGGCAAACGGACAGAGAGGGCAAGCAUGCAGCAGGGGGCCUCGCUGUGCAGCAAACAUCACUUCGCAGUGCCCAGAGGAGCUGACGGUGCCUGGGGGCUGCAACAGCGCGUGUAGAGUGCUCAAGCAAGACAAGUACUGCUGCACCGGGAAUGUUAGCAGCACCUGCGAGCCCACCACCUACUCAGUGUUCUUUGUGCGGGGGUGCCCCGAUGCCUACAGUUACUCCAGGGAUGAUAGCUCGAGCACUAUCUUCACUUGCCCAUCGGGCACCAACUAUCAGGUCGUUUUCUGUCCCCCAGUUGACAUUUCAGCUUCGCCUCCAGCUAAAAAUCCUCCUGCACCUGAUGUUACUGGAUCAACACGCACAAACCACUCAUCCUUUACAAAAAGCAGAGUUUUUGGUGUGGUUCUAGGUUCCAUAGGCAGUUUGAUAGUACUUUUCCGAUUUGUCACUUUCUUCACAUAUAAACUAAGAAGUCAGCGACACCAGGAGAUGCAUGAAGGGGAUGAAGAGUUUGGAGAGCUACCAGGAAUGCCAACGAGGUUCACAUUUCAGCAGCUACAAGAAGCAACUGACCAAUUCAGACACAAGCUUGGGGAAGGAGGAUUUGGGUCUGUUUUUGAGGGGCAAUACGGUGAAGAAAGAAUUGCGGUUAAACAUUUGGAUCGAGCUGGUCAGGGUAAGAGAGAAUUUUUAGCAGAGGUUCAGACAAUCGGCAGCAUCCAUCACAUUCAUCUAGUGAGGCUGAUUGGUUUCUGUGCAGAGAAAUCACAUAGGCUUUUGGUAUAUGAGUAUAUGCCCAAAGGGUCCUUGGAUAGGUGGAUCUAUUACUCACAUGACAAUGAUGCUCCCUUUCUGGACUGGCAAACUAGAUGCAAGGUUAUUUCUCACAUUGCCAAAGGUCUAUGUUAUCUACAUGAGGAGUGCAUGAAGAGGAAUGCUCACUUGGACGUCAAACCACAAAACAUCCUCUUAGAUGAAAACUUCAAUGCAAAAAUUUCUGAUUUCAGAUUAAGUAAGCUCAUUGAUCGGAAUAAGAGCCAAGUGAUUACAAGAAUGAGAGGCACACAUGGAUAUUUAGCUCCUGAGUGGUUGACAUCCCAAAUCACAGAAAAAGCCGAUGUAUAUAGCUUUGGCGUUGUGGUCAUGGAAAUCAUCAGCGGUAGAAAGAAUCUUGACACCUCACGGUCUGAAGAAAGCAUCCACCUUAUUACCUUACUGGAAGAAAAGGUGAAGAGUGAUGAGUUAGCAGAUUUGGUUGACAAGUAUAGUAGUGACAUGCAAGUACACAAGCAAGAAGUAUUGGAGAUGAUGAGGCUUGCAAUGUGGUGUUUACAAAUUGAUCCUAAAAGAAGGCCUCAAAUGUCUGAGGUGAUCAAAGUCUUGGAAGGUCACAUGAAUGUAGAAAGCAAAAUUGAUCAUAACUUUGUCAUAACAAGUCAAACAAUGUUUGGUAUUGCUGAAAAUACAAGUUCCUCAGAUCCACCUCAAGCCUCACAUUUAUCGGCUCCCAGGUGAAAUGGGGUAACUGUGAGAAGUUAGUACCCUAGGUUAGACACA